Messenger RNA from Xyrauchen texanus (razorback sucker), 5729 nucleotides. RefSeq names its product gastrula zinc finger protein XlCGF7.1-like. Bases 4495 to 5358 code for a protein of 287 amino acids. The transcript has 2 exons. Gene Ontology annotation, biological process: regulation of transcription by RNA polymerase II. Gene Ontology annotation, cellular component: nucleus. Lineage: Eukaryota; Metazoa; Chordata; Actinopteri; Cypriniformes; Catostomidae. The record is from RefSeq and is a predicted model, not a curated record. Gene Ontology annotation, molecular function: sequence-specific DNA binding; DNA-binding transcription factor activity, RNA polymerase II-specific.
UUCUAAUAUCAACAGUGUUUCACAGGAAUCGCUGAGUGCACCUUUAAAGAUCACUUUUUAUUUCUGUGCUUGUGUGCUGUUUGACUGACAGGCAGCUUCUGUGUGUGUUCUUUAUUUGUGUGUGCUCUGAGAGCGCUAUUGGUAAUAUGGAUAUGUGCCUUAAACUGUGAAAUGUAUAUACUAGAAACCCUAACUAGAUAAAAGAUUUGGUCAAAAUGUCUAUUUAUUAUUUUUUAGGUAUGAAUAUAAACAUAGUCUGUUAAAGACCACUCACUGUAUUCACUUAUUUUAUAUAAUAGAUAAUUUUUAGAAAAAUGUAGAUAAUUUUAAUCGGUUUAAAAGUACUAAUGUCAAAAAAAAUCAUCUAGUGAAAAACUGAUUUAAGUGAGGAAUAAUUGACUCCAGCCCAUUAAAUUACUGAAAAAUAAUGCACACCCUGAGGCCAAAGUCAAUUCCUCUGCUUGUUCCACAGUCACCACACCUUGAGACAUUCUUCAGUUCCAAAAAAAACUAGUAAACUUAGCAAAAAAGAAAUGUCCCUUUUUCAGGAGACUGUAAUUUAAAGAUAAUUUGAUAAAAAUCCAAAUAAAUGUACAAAUCUUUAUUGUAAAGGGUUUAAACAAUGUUUCCAUGCUUGUUCAAUGAACCAUAAACAAUUAAUAAACAUGCAUUUAUGGAACGGUCUAUAAGACACUAAAAGCUUACAGAUGGUAGUCACAGUUAUAAAAACUUAGGACACUAAAGAGACCUUUCUACUGACCAAAGGAAAGAUCUCCAGGGUCCCUGCUCAUCUGCGUGAAACUGCCUUAGACAUGCUGCAUGGAGGCAUGAGGACUGCAGAUGUGGCCAAGGCAAUAAAUUGCAAUACCCGCAGUGUGAGACACAUAAGACAGUGCUACAGGGAGACAGGAAGGACAGCUGAUCGUCCUCGCAGUGGCAGACCACGUGUAACAACACCUGCACAGGAUCGUUACAUCUGAAUAUCACACCUGCGGGACAGGCACAAGAUGGCAAAAACAAUUGCCUGACUUGCACCAGGAAAACACAAUCCCUCCAUCAGUGCUCAGACUGUCUGCAAUAGGCUGCGAGAGGCUGGACUGAGGGCUUGUAGGCCUGUUGUAAGGCAGGUCCUGACCAGACAUCACUGGCAACGAUGUUGCUUCUGGGAACAAACUCGCAUUCGCUGGACCAGACAGGACUGUCAAAAAGUGCUCUUCACUGACGAGUCAUGGUUUUGUCUCACCAGGGGUGAUGGUCAGACUCACGUUUAUCGUCAAGGGAAUGAGGGUUAUACUGAGGCCUUUACUGUGGAGCAGGAUCAAUUUAGAGGUGGAGGUUCCAUCAUGGUCUUGAGUGGUGUGUCACAGCAUCAUUGGACUGAGCUUGUAGGCAAUCUCAAUGCUGUGUGUUACAGGGAAAAUAUCCUCCUCCCUCAUGGGGAACCCUACCAGCAGGCUCAUUCUGACAUGUCCCUCCAGCAUGACAAUGCCACCAGCCAUACUGCUCGUUCUGUGCAUGAUAUCCUGCAAGAUAGGAGUGUCCGUGUUCAGCCAUGGCCAGAAAAAGCCUGGACCUCAAUCACAUUGAGCACGUCUGGGACUUGUUGGAUCUGAGGUUGAUGUCUAGGACCAUUCCCCCCAGAAAUGUCCUGGAACUUGCAAGUGCCUUGGUGGAAGAGUGGGGUAACACCUUACAGCAAGAACUGGCAAAUCUGGUGCAGUCCAUGAGGAGGAGAUGCACUGCAGUACUUAAUGCAGCUGGUGGCCACACCAGAUACUGACUGUAUGAACUUUUAUAUUCAUACAAAUAUUUACAUAUUAAGUUUCCUGAAAAUAAAAGCAGUUGAAAGUGAGAGGACAUUUCUUUUUUGCUGAGUUUAGAAUCACUUAAUUACAAACUUUUACUUUUUCAAUUUCUGAGGGUUUAUUAAAUACUCCAUACUGUUAAAGCACAGUUUUUCUUAAUUUUGACUUUUGGUCUGUUGUUUUUAUUUGUUCUGUUGCUUGUAAUUUCUUCUUUAUUAUUGAUUGUUUACUUAAAUUAUUAGGCUACUUGAGAACAAUGUUUACUUAACAAAAUAGUUGGUAUUCGUUUCCGUUGCAUUUCGUGGAGGUUGCGCUUCCACCAGCUAAAAUACUCUGAAAUUAGUUGUAUCUACUCUGCAUCUAUUAUCGCAUCUCUGACAGUAAUGGUAUUUAAAAUAUUCUCUUCUCUAGAGUUUAUUUUUUCAAGCUAACUAAUAGCGAUGUUCACGAUAGUCGACAUUCGGUUAACCGUUUGACAACACUAUAAAGGAAUACCAAAACAUUUUGUUAUUCUACACAUGCGUCUGCUCUGUUUUUCAACAGUUGAAUUCAGAAGUUUACAUCCACCUUAGCCAAAUACAUUUAAACUCACAAUUCCUGACAUUUAAUCAUAGAAAACAUUCCCUGUCUUGGGUCAGUUAGUAUCACUAUUUUAUUUUAAUAUGUGAAAAGUCAGAAUAAUAGUAGAGAGAAUGAUUUAUUUCAGCUUUUAUUUUUAUCAUCAUAUUCCCAGUGGGUCAGACAUUUACAUACACUUUGUUAGUAUUUGGUGGGAUUGCUAUUAGUCAAGUCAAGUGGUUUUUAUUGUCGUUCAGCCAUAUACAGUUGGUACAGUACACAGUGAAAUGAGACAAGGUUCCUCCACUCUGGACAUGAGCAAAAAUCUCAGCUGUCCUCACUAUCCUCUGCAGGGCUUUGUGGUCCGAAAUCGUGCAAGUCCCAAACCAGGCUGUGAUGCAGCUGCUCGGGAUGCUCUCAAUAGUCCCUCUAUAGAAUGUAGUGAGGAUGGGGGGUGGGAGAUGUGCUUUUCUCAGCCUUCAAAGAAAGUAGAGACGCUGCUGGGCUUUCUUGGUAACAGAGCUGGUGUUGAGGGACCAGGUGAGGUUCUCCGCCAGGUGAACACCAAGGAAUUUGGUGCUCUUGACGAUCUCCACAGAGGAGCAGUCGAUGUUCAGCGGAGAGCGGUCACUCUUUGCUCUCCUGAAGUCAACAACCAUCUCUUUUGUUUUCCACAUUCAGAGACAGGUUGUUGGCUCUACACCAGUCCGUUAGCCGCUGCUCCUCCUCUCUGUAUGUUCUUGCUGAUGAGACCCACCACGGUCAUUUCAUCGGCGAACUUGAUGAUGUGGUUCGAGCUGUGCAUUGCUGCACAGUCGUGAGUCAGCAGAGUGAAAAGCAGUGGACUGAGCACACAGCCCUGGGGGGACCCCCUGUGCUCAGUGUGGUGGUGGAGAUGUAUUCCCGAUCCGGACUGACUGAGGUCUCCCAGUCAGGAAGUCCAGGAUCCAGAUGCAGAGGGAGUUGUCCAGGCCCAGCAGGUUCAGCUUUCCAAUCAGGUGCUGAGGAAUUAUUGUGUUGAAUGCUGAGCUGAAGUCUAUGAACAGCAUUCAAAUGUAUGAGUCGUUUUUAUCUAGGUGGGUGAGAGCAAGAUGGAGGGUGGUGGUGAUGGGUCAUCUGUUUAAUUGUUUGGAUGAUAUUUGAACUGCAGUGGGUCUAGUGAGGCGGGCAGCUGGGUCUUAAUGUGCCUCAUGACAAGCCUCUCGAAGCACUUGAUGAUGAUGGGUGUGAGUGUGACGGGAUGAUAGUCGUUGAGGCAGGACACUGAAGACUUCUUUGGCAUGGGGAUGAUGGUGGUGGAACAACGGCACUGCUCAGAGAGAUGUUGAAGAUGUCAGUAAGAACAUCUGCCAUCUGGUCUGCACAUCCUCUGAGCACUCUGCCAGGACUCUACGUAGAGUUUUCCUGACAUCAGCCGUGGUAAGACAGAGCACUUGGUCGUUGGGAAAAGGGAUGGUCUUCCACGGCACCACGUUGUUCUGCACCUCAAACCGAACGUAGAAGUCGUUCAGCACAUCUGGAAGGGAGGCAUCUUUGUCACAGGUAAUUGAUGUUGUUCUGUAGUUGGUGAUGGCCUGGAUGCCCUGUUACAUGCACUGCAUGUCGCCACUGUCCUGGAAGUGACUGUGGAUUCUCUGGGCGUGUGCGCGCUUUGCCUCUCUGAUGGCCCAGAACAGUUUGGGCCUUGCUGUUUUUAGGGCCACCUUGUCACCUGCUCUGAAGGCGGAGUCUCGGGUCCUCAGCAGCGCACGCACCUCCACAGGUACAUCUCCAAAUCAUUAGACCUCCUAUCAGAAGCUAGUUGUCUAAAAGCUUGACAUAAUUUUCUGGAAUUUUCCAAUCUGCUUAAAGGCACAUUUAACUUGGUGUAUGUAACUUCUGACCCACUGGAAUUGUGAAAAAUGACUCAUGUCAUGCACAAAGUAGAUGUCCUAAAUGACUUGUCAAAACUAUUAUUUGCUAAUAGAAAAUAUGUGGAAUGGUUAAAAAAAAAGUUGUUUUAAUUACUUCAACCUAAGUGUAUGUAAACUUCAACUGUAGGUACUUUAAACAGUCCUGUCCAGCAGGUGGCUGAAAUUCACCAGACGUUGUUUUGUGAACCACCAGAAAACACAAGAAGAGCUGAAAUUUUAUGCGCUCAGAGCUGAUAGAAGUGAGAGAAGAAUGUGAAGAGCUGCAGGAAGUGGAGGAGGAACAACAACAUGGUUUCAUAACGGGAGGAAAAUCUUUAAGUGACUCAAAGACAGAAGACAAUUUCUCACCUAAAAAUCCUCAAAAAACAGCCAAGGAAGCUUUCACCUGCUCUCAGUGUGGAACAUGUUUCACAUGUAUAAGCUAUCUUAAUAGACACAUGAGAGUUCAUACUGGAGAGAAACCUUACACGUGCCAUCAGUGUGGAAAAGGUUUUGCAUAUGCAACCAGUCUCAAGAGUCAUCUCUUUUGUCACUCUGAAGAAAAGCCAUUUGAAUGUGAUAAGUGUGAUAAAACAUUUGUUCUGGCACAGUACCUAAAACGACAUCUGAAAACUCACAGAAAUGAGAAGCCUUACAAGUGUUCUUUUUGUGGAAAGAGUUUUAAACAUCACUUCUAUUUGAAAGACCACCAGAAAAUACAUACCGGUGUGGCGGCUCAUAUGUGCUUUGAAUGUGGGAAGUUCUUUAUUACAGCCAGCAACUUGAAACAACACCAAAGUAUUCAUACUGGAGAGAAACCUUACAACUGCUCACACUGUGGAAAGAGUUUCACUCUGUCAGAACACCUGAAAACACAUGAGAGAAUUCAUACAGGAGAGAAACCUUACAAGUGCUCACACUGUGGAAAGAGUUUCACUGAGUCAAAAACCCUGAAAACACAUGAGAGAAUUCAUACAGGAGAGAAACCUUACAAGUGCUCACACUGUGGAAAGAGUUUCACUCAGUUAGCACACCUGAAAAGACACGAGAGAAUUCAUACUGGAGAGAAACCUUACCACUCAGGGCCUGAAAUUAAUUUCUGAAAAUGGGGAGGGAAUUCCCCCCUAAAGCCCUCGAUAUACUUCCUUCGAAAUGAAAUAAUGAAUGGGUGGGACAUCAUUUAGAACAAAUUCUGGCCAAAAAGGUGUUUUUGUGUUCGUUAGGAUGGUUUGUAACGGCUCACUGGGGUGAAUUUUAGGAACAACCUUUAAUGUUGUUCAGUGAGUCAAAAUCAGUCGACAUGAACAUGUUGAUGUGCAGAGUUAUUAGCAAGCUGGUGCAAAUGUACCUACAUCUGUACGACCAUUCGCUUAAGAGAUAUUUUCCAAGACAAUUAACUUUUCUCAAUUCCUGAGUUGUCAGAAAUCAACUUUAUUUGAUUUCCCUUUACAAGGACAGUUUUUUUCUAUUCUAA